Messenger RNA from Brachypodium distachyon (stiff brome), 1292 nucleotides. Its product is annotated as myb-related protein Hv33. The transcript is spliced from 3 exons. The record is from RefSeq and is a predicted model, not a curated record. The coding region runs from base 161 to 1012 and encodes 283 amino acids. Gene Ontology annotation, biological process: regulation of stomatal movement. NCBI's taxonomy places the organism in Eukaryota, Viridiplantae, Streptophyta, Magnoliopsida, Poales, Poaceae.
ACGUGCGCAGUUCUCGGCACGCUUCCUCAUAUAUACCCCGGCCAGCCUCCACGAGACCGAUAGAUUCACAGACAGAUAGAUACUCGGGCAACGAACCAACAACACUGCCGAGGUAGCUCGCCAGUUGCUUCAAUUCAGUUCGUUCAACCGGCCGCGGGCUAUGGGGCGGCACGCGGGCACUGGCGGCGUGCAGCAGAAGCUGCGCAAGGGGCUGUGGUCUCCCGAGGAGGACGAGAAGCUCUACAAUCACAUCAUCCGUUACGGCGUCGGGUGCUGGAGCUCUGUGCCCAAGCUCGCUGGCCUGCAGAGGUGCGGCAAGAGCUGCCGGCUGCGGUGGAUCAACUACCUGCGCCCCGACCUGAAGCGGGGCAGCUUCUCGCAGCAGGAAGAGGACGCCAUUGUCGGCCUGCAUGAGAUCCUAGGAAACAGGUGGUCGCAGAUUGCAUCUCACCUGCCGGGCCGGACGGACAACGAGAUCAAGAACUUCUGGAACAGCUGCCUCAAGAAGAAGCUGCGACAGCGCGGCAUCGACCCGAGCACCCACAAACCCAUCUCCAGCGCGGCUGCGGCCGUGGAAACGGACCAGGCGCCGAAAGAUCAGAAGCCACAGACCGCCGUCGAGGGUUUCAGUACCCUAAAGCAGCAGCAGGUGUUCGACCCAUUCCCGGUCACCGACACCUUCAACGGCGGCUUCGACGGGGUCGGUAUGACAUUGUAUGACAACCUCGGUGGCAAGGACGCGUCCGGGUUCGUGGACUACAGCAGCGUGCUGGACGUGUCGGAGAACCUGGGCUACGGCGAGAGCUCCAGCAACAGCAGCAACUGGAACUGCGCGCCGGAGGUGAACAAUGUGCUCGAGGGGCAUUGGGCCUCUGAGAGCAAGGCGGAGCCUUUCGCCGGCUACGGCGGCGGCGAGCAGGAUGAGGCGCUUGAGCACAAGUUCGUGCUGCCCUGCCAGGGCGGGCAAGAGCACAGCAUGGCGCAUUUUGACUUCAACCUCGAGUACUUUUGAGGCAUUUCUGAAUUUAGCUAUUAUUACUGUCGUAUAUAUCCUAUUGUUUUUACACACGGGGCAAAGACCAACACCUGGGAGAUUAGAGACUGUAUUUUGUUAAUUUUCUCUAGUCCUUACUCCUUUAACACGCUUUUCUUUUUCUGUGUAUGGUUUUUGUAUGGCUAAAAUAAGAAAAAAGGUAUAGGAAUGUGAACAUUGUGUAGUUUUACUACUCCGUAUGAGAUUUGUAAGAAUAAGUCUCUUACUCUUUUGCUCAGUAAGUUGCUACCACAUGGAA